Molecule: messenger RNA, 3456 nt
Organism: Balaenoptera musculus (blue whale)
Lineage: Eukaryota; Metazoa; Chordata; Mammalia; Artiodactyla; Balaenopteridae
Gene: CORIN
Product: corin, serine peptidase
Exons: 22
Coding region: 118-3426 (1102 amino acids)
Biological process (GO): regulation of blood pressure; peptide hormone processing; acrosome reaction
Cellular component (GO): membrane
Molecular function (GO): serine-type endopeptidase activity; protein binding
Source: RefSeq, a predicted model, not a curated record
UGCCCUGCCGUCGGUGAGCUUCGGCUGUCCCAGCGCCACGCUAAGCACCCUGUGACCAGUCCUCGGGCGUACGGUCCUCCAUCCCGGUCGCCCAGCGUCCGGGACCCUCCCAGGGUCAUGGGUAGGGUUUCCUUUAACGCUCGGGUCGGGUCGGUCCGGAGACCACGCUCUCCUUGCCAGAGGCGCUACCGCGUCCCCUGCAGGGGCGCCCUCCACGCAUCAAGUGGGCUCGGCGGCGCCCGGGCGCCUGAGGAGGCUGAUGAAGGAGCCGUCGGAACCAGCCCCUCGGGGGUCCGCGGCUUCUUUUCUGCGCCGACGCCCGGCAUCUGGAAGGACCGCGCAGCCUCGCUUGCCCCAGACGUCUUGGGAGCUGAUGAUGAUACCAUGGGUGAUGGCUGCUCUCAGAAGCUGGCGACUGUGAAUAUUCUUCGUUUCCUGUUGCUGGUCCUGAUUCCGUGUAUCUGUGCUCUCAUUGUCCUCCUGGUGAUCCUGCUCUCCUUUGUUGGAGCAUUAAAAAAAGCCUAUUUUAAAUCAAAUGGGAGUGAACCUUUGGUCACUGAUGGUGAAGUCCAUGUGUAUGAUGUUAUUCUUCCAAGUGCAACUCAUAACGAGAGCACCGGGACGUCUACUGCCGAUCCCACCCUACACAUUCCAGCCUGGACUGUGGAUGCUUCUCUCCCAGGGGACCAAAAUCACAGGAGCACAAGUGCCUGCAUGAACAUCACUCACAGCCAGUGUCAGAUGCUGCCCUACCACACCACGCUGACACCUCUCCUCUCUAUUGUCAAAAACAUGGAAAUGGAGAAGUUCCUCAAGUUCUUCAUGUACCUCCAUCGCCUUGGUUGCUAUCAACAUAUCAUGCUUUUUGGCUGCAGCCUUGCCUUCCCCGAGUGCAUCGGUGAUGGUGAUGACAGUCAUGGACUCCUGCCCUGUAGGUCCUUCUGUGAGUCUGCAAAAGAGGGCUGUGAAUCAGUCCUGGGGAUGGUGAAUGCCUCCUGGCCUGAUUUCCUCAGAUGCUCCCAGUUUAGAAACCAAAGUGAGAACAACAAUGUCAGCAGGAUUUGCUUCUCACCACAGCAGGAAAAAGAAAAGCAAUUGCUCUGCGGAGGGGGUGAGAACUUUCUGUGUGCCAGUGGCAUCUGUGUCCCCAGGAAACUGCUGUGUAAUGGCUACAACGACUGUGGCGACUGGAGUGACGAGACUCAUUGCAAUUGCAGCGAGAAUCUGUUUCACUGUCACACGGGCAAGUGCCUUAAUUAUAGCCUGGUAUGUGAUGGAUAUGAUGACUGUGGGGAUCUGAGUGAUGAGCAGAACUGUGAUUGCAACCCCACAGAGGGGCAUCGCUGUGGAGAUGGACGCUGCAUUGCCAUAGAGUGGGUGUGUGACGGUGACCAUGACUGUGGGGAUAAGUCCGACGAGGUCAAUUGCUCGUGUCACAGCCAGGGUCUGGUGGAAUGCAGAAGUGGCCAGUGUAUCCCCAGCACUUUCCAGUGUGAUGGAGACGAGGACUGUAAGGACGGAAGUGAUGAGGAGAGUUGCACCAAUGGUCAGACUCCGUGUCAAGAAGGAGAUCAAAGAUGCCUCUACAGUUCCUGCCUUGAUUCAUGUGGCGGUACCUCUCUUUGUGAUCCCAGCAACAGGCUGAAUAACUGUAGUCAGUGUGAACCAAUUACGUUGGAACUCUGCAUGAAUUUGCCCUACAACCACACAACUUAUCCAAAUUACCUUGGCCACCGGACUCAAAAGGAAGCAUCCAUCAGCUGGGAGUCUUCUCUUUUCCCUGCACUUGUUCAGACCAACUGUUACAAAUACCUCAUGUUCUUUGCCUGCACCAUCUUGGUACCAAAGUGUGACAAGAAUACAAGCCAGCGUAUCCCCCCUUGCAGAGCUCUGUGUGAGCAUUCCAAAGAACGCUGUGAGUCUGUUCUUGGGAUUGUGGGCCUACAGUGGCCAGAAGACACAGACUGCAAUCAAUUUCCAGAGGAAAAUUCAGACAGUCAAACCUGUCUAAUGCCUGAUGAUGAUGUGGAAGAAUGCUCACCUAGUCACUUCAAGUGCAGCUCAGGACGGUGUGUUCUGGCUUCCAGAAGAUGUGAUGGCCAGGCUGACUGUGAUGAUGAUAGUGAUGAAGAAAACUGUGGAUGUAAAGAGAGAGAUCUUUGGGAAUGUCCAUCUAACAAACAAUGUUUGAAGCACACAGUCAUCUGUGAUGGGUUCCCAGACUGCCCUGAUAACAUGGAUGAAAAAAAUUGCUCGUUUUGCCAAGAUGAUGAGCUAGAAUGUGCAAACCACGAGUGUGUGUCACGUGACCGGUGGUGUGACGGCGAAGCUGACUGCGUAGACAGUUCCGACGAAUGGGACUGUGUGACCCUCUCUGCAAAUGUGAACUCCUCGUCAUUCCUGACCGCUCACAGAUCUGCCGUGGAACACCACGUGUGUGCGGAUGGCUGGCAGGAGACGUUGAGUCAGCUGGCCUGCAAGCAGAUGGGUUUAGGAGAACCAUCUGUGACCAAACUGAUACAGGAACAGGAGCAAGACCAGCAGUGGCUGACAUUGCACUCCGACUGGGAAAGCCUUAAUGGGACCACUUUGCAUGAACUGCUGGUAAAAGGGCAGUCCUGUCACAGCAGAAGUAAGAUUUCUCUUCUAUGUACUAAACAAGACUGUGGGCGCCGCCCUGCUGCCCGAAUGAACAAGAGGAUCCUCGGGGGUCGGACGAGUCGCCCAGGAAGGUGGCCCUGGCAGUGUUCCCUGCAGAGUGAACCCAGUGGUCACAUUUGUGGCUGUGUCCUCAUUGCCAAGAAGUGGGUUCUGACAGUCGCCCACUGCUUCGAGGGGAGAGAGAAUGCUGCCGUUUGGAAAGUGGUGUUUGGCAUCAAUAAUCUAGACCACCCAUCAACGUUCAUGCAGAUGCGCCUCGUGAAAACCAUCAUCCUGCAUCCUCGCUACAGUCGAGCAGUGGUGGACUAUGACAUCAGCAUAGUGGAGCUAAGCGAAGACAUCGAUGAAACAAGCUACGUCCGGCCCGUCUGCUUACCCAGCCCGGAGCAGUCGUUAGAACCUGAUACUUACUGCUAUAUCACAGGCUGGGGACACAUGGGCAACAAAAUGCCUUUUAAGCUGCAAGAGGGAGAAGUCCGCAUUAUUUCUCUGGAGCAGUGUCAGUCCUACUUUGACACGAAGACCAUCACCACCCGGAUGAUCUGUGCCGGCUAUGAGUCUGGCACAGUUGAUUCGUGCAUGGGUGACAGUGGUGGGCCUCUGGUUUGUGAGCGGCCUGGAGGACAGUGGACAUUAUUUGGCUUAACUUCAUGGGGCUCUGUCUGCUUUUCCAAAGUCCUGGGACCUGGAGUUUAUAGCAACGUGACAUACUUUGUCAAAUGGAUUGAAAGACAAAUAUACAUCCACACCUUUUUCCUAAACUAAUUCCAAAGACGAUCAGAGACUUCUACCAGC